AAACCCGGCCGCCCCUUUCCCCAGCCAGCACCCCUCCUCCGGCGACAUCUCUGCGGGCUGUGAUUGGACCACAGCGGGUUACCCUUUCCCCUCUAACCCGGUGAUGUUGACUAUUUCCUGCUCAUUCUGCUGGAACUACAGCCGCGCUGAGCGCAGUAGGAUUUCGCUCACAGGACGCUGCCCGCAUCUCCGAUAUCUGAGACUCUCAAAGCCGCUAAAACUCACAUACAAUUUCUCAUCAGAUUUACAGCCAUGCGAAAAAAGUCCAGGAUACUACUGUGCUUUGCCGUUCUUUGGGUGCUUGGCAUCGCUUACUAUUUCUAUUCGGGGACAACCUUGAGUCGAAAGGACAUCUGGAAUGGUUUUGACUCAUCGAACAGGAAUCAGGCCCACAGCAGUGCAGCUGACAGGACUCACGGCCUGGAAACACUGCCGCCAGGGAAGGUGAGGUGGCAGGACUUUGAUCAGGAUUUGUAUGUGGGCGCAACCGUGGUGCGUCCGGGACAGGACCCCUACGCCCGCAACAAGUUCAACCAGGUGGAGAGCGACAAGCUUCGGAUGGACCGCAGCGUCCCUGACACCAGACACGACCACUGUCGACACAAACAGUGGAGGACAGACCUGCCGGCCGCCAGCGUGGUCAUAACCUUCCACAACGAGGCUCGGUCCGCCCUUCUGCGAACUGUGGUCAGUGUCCUGAAAAAGAGCCCGCCACACCUGGUCAAAGAGAUUGUCCUGGUGGAUGAUUACAGCGACAACCCUGAAGACGGCUCUUUAUUAUCUAAAAUAGAGAAAGUACGAGUCCUUCGCAAUGAUCGUCGUGAAGGUCUGAUGAGGUCCCGGGUUCGAGGGGCGGAUGCGGCCACCGCCAGCGUCUUGACGUUCCUGGACAGUCACUGCGAGUGCAACGAGCACUGGCUGGAGCCGCUGCUGGAGAGCGUGGCAGAGGAUAAAAGUCGUGUUGUGUCUCCCAUCAUUGAUGUCAUCAACAUGGACAACUUCCAGUAUGUGGGUGCGUCAGCUGACCUCAAAGGAGGGUUCGACUGGAACCUGGUGUUCAAGUGGGACUACAUGACAUUAGAACAGAGACGGGCUCGACAAGGCAACCCCACCGCUCCCAUAAAGACACCCAUGAUUGCAGGAGGCCUCUUCGUCAUGGACAAGGACAAUUUUGAAAAGCUGGGAAAAUAUGACAUGAUGAUGGAUGUCUGGGGGGGAGAAAAUUUAGAGAUCUCGUUCCGGGUUUGGCAGUGUGGAGGCAGCCUGGAAAUUAUCCCCUGCAGCAGGGUGGGGCAUGUCUUCCGAAAACAGCACCCCUACACCUUCCCUGGGGGCAGUGGUACUGUCUUCGCCAGGAACACACGUCGUGCUGCAGAGGUUUGGAUGGACGAGUAUAAGAACUUCUACUACGCUGCUGUCCCCUCGGCCCGAAACGUCCCCUAUGGCAACGUUCAGAGCCGUCUGGAGAUGAAAAAGAGGCUGGCCUGUAAACCUUUCAAGUGGUACCUGGACAACGUCUACCCAGAGCUCAGGGUCCCAGACCACCAGGACAUCGCGUUUGGUGCUCUGCAGCAGGGAUCCAACUGUCUAGACACGCUGGGACACUUUGCCGAUGGUGUGGUGGGGGUGUACGAGUGCCACAACGCCGGGGGCAACCAGGUACCAUUCCGAGCUCAGGAGUGGGCUCUGACCAAGGAUAAAUCUGUUAAACACAUGGACCUGUGCCUGACCGUGGUGGACCGGGUUGCUGGCUCUCAAAUUAAACUCCAGGGCUGCAGGGAGAAUGACAGCAGACAGAAGUGGGAACAGAUCGAGAGUAACUCCAAGCUUCGGCACGUGGGCAGUAACCUGUGCUUGGACAGCCGGAGCGCGCGGACCGGGGGCCUCACGGUGGAGGUGUGUGGCCCCUCCCUCAGCCAGCAGUGGAAAUUCACCCUGAACCUGCAGUCCUAGAGCCACGCCCUGCCGCACCCUGCACAGCGGAGUCGCCGGCCCAUACAAACCUGGGCCGCACUGCAGAUGAGACUGGAGAGAAAGAGAUUUGGGACACUUACCAACAGUGGGACGGUGACGAUGAGAUGGAGGUGAUUUCCAUCCGACUAUAUACCUCAGUGUUUCAUCUUGGUCCAGCUUUUGCAUAGUGAAUCCUUGUUUUUCCGAUUCAAGUGAAAUGAGAAAUGUUUUCUUUUUUCAGUUUUUUCUCUGUGGGUUUUUUUUUUUUUUUUUUUUUUGCAAUCGUGAAACAGAUUAAUUGGAUGUUCUGGAAUAUCUCGCUGUGUGGAAUUCUGGGAUAUCUGGUUGAGUGGAAUGUAAAAAGCCUCCUCCAGACAGCGUCUGUUUAGUUUUGGAUUCCACAGGAUUUGGCGGGAGCAUCGCUGGGUUUUGGGACACGCUACUUGUAAUUGUUUACGGAAAGCUGCUGGUGGCGGAAGUGAACGGACUCCUCCAUACGGAACUUGCGCUCGAAGAUGUAAGCGGUGCUCAGCCCUGCUUCUCUGGAGUUUAUAAACAUGCUGGGGAAAUAAAGACCUGCUCCCUUUUCCACAAAGUGCACCCAGCCUCUCUCUCUUCGGUCAUUAGUACCGAAGGGAGCAGAAUGUGAACCAAAAACGGCCUUUUACUGCGGACUCCUACAUCAGAGGAACUGCCAAGACUACAGACUGACAGACGGACAGACAGACAGAAAGACAGUGCUGCCAGAGGCUGUGAAAAGAGGCACUGGCUGCUACUCUGUUCAGGCUUAAACUCCCCGCGUCAGUGUUGUACAGGAAAUAUUCACAUUUUUUUUUGUGCUUUUUUAAUCAUCAAAAUGACAGAAACCAGUACUCUACAGAAAAGUUUUAGUUUGAUUCCCUGUGUAGAAUAACAAACCCCAGGCCAAAUGGGCAGAUGUUUCUGUUUGUGGUCUCCUUAUGCUCUGUGUGAGUGUGGAGAUAUCUACCUUUGGUCCAUUUUUUCCCCCCUUCUUUGAGUAUGUGGCUCGUUAAUCUCACUGUUUAUAAUCGUGAAUAAAGUGACCUCUGGUUGUUGCGUAUUACAGGGUAAAGACAUAACUGAGUAUUCCGCGAAAAGGUUAUGGGGAAAUAUUGUCAAACGGAAUUUGUCAGUUGAACAAAGCAACCAUUUUAAAUCAAAGGUAUGAAAGCAGCAGGACGAACAGAAAGCAGCGAACUGUGCUGAAGGAGAGGAGUGGGUUUGUGUUGCAUGUUGAACUAAAACUUGAGUAUCAAUCCUAGUCUAAUCUUCAUUUAUUGUUGUUGACCAGCUCUUCAGCCACAUAUGAUUGCCUCUUUUGAUAUCUUUCAUACUGUAAGUGAGAAUGUGGCUUUGUGCUACAGCAGGAUAAUGCUGUGAGAGACUGAAAGGAAGACAGGAAAACUGUUGAAUGAACUGUACAUGGGGAGAAUAAGCAAUAAGACUUCCUUUUUACAGUUUUCUGUGUAGCUGCUUCAACUUGAAGCAUCUUGCUUUGAUUUAAAGGGGUGAUGGGAGAGUGGGGCAGAGCUAUAGUAAGCUAUCAAUCGCUGAUGUGUUGAAACCGAUCAAAAUCUUUUUUCUUGCCACAGCAAAAUACAAAGAUCGUAUCAGUGCACGUGACAGCUCCUUCCAUUUUAGAUUUCAUGAAACCUCACUCUGCCAUCUCUGGUGAAAGAAGGUGUCCAGCUGAAUGGCUCUUAUGGUUUGCUUUGGAAUGGACGUGGAGUAUAUGUUGUCAUUACCUUUCUCUUAGGGUGAAGGGCGUUUCAUUAUCACAGUGAUUAAUUUAUUCAUGAAGAGACGAUUGCGUAUUUUUCAUAUUGUAUGACUGUAUUUUGUUAGCCGUAUUAUAUAAAUAUAUUUUCUAUUCUCACUUAAAAGUACCAGAUCUUUCCCUGCCACCAGCCUGUACAGUGUGUAUAAAGGGAUUCCCUGAUCGGCUCAAGCGAGGCGUUAGAGGUCAGAGGGACGCCGCGGCUCCUUGUGCUAGCCCCUCUGAGAGAGUGCUCUUUGGUGGAAGGAUUAAGCCGACUCGAGCAUAAUGACAAUGACUCUGUGAAAGAUAUGGGGCCUCUCAGAUAGGAAUUACAGAGCUAAAAAUAUGGAUGAAGUAAGAACUUUGUGUGUUGUUGUGAAAUCAAUGCAAACAUAAACAAAGAUGCAAACUUUGAAAAGAAGUUUGUGUAGUUAACAUCUACAUAAUGGCAUAAUUGUGUUAAAGCAUUUUGAAUAAAGUCUUUUUUAUAAGAUGCACAUAAAAAGUAUUGUUCAUUUUAAGGUAAACGGAGAAAACAAAAAUAAAACUGAAUUCAUGAA
This is a messenger RNA of Anguilla rostrata (American eel), 4293 nucleotides long. RefSeq names its product polypeptide N-acetylgalactosaminyltransferase 2-like. Lineage: Eukaryota; Metazoa; Chordata; Actinopteri; Anguilliformes; Anguillidae. The record is from RefSeq and is a predicted model, not a curated record. Gene Ontology annotation, biological process: protein O-linked glycosylation. Bases 253 to 1953 code for a protein of 566 amino acids. The transcript has 16 exons. Gene Ontology annotation, molecular function: polypeptide N-acetylgalactosaminyltransferase activity. Gene Ontology annotation, cellular component: Golgi apparatus.